Molecule: messenger RNA, 5324 nt
Organism: Dunckerocampus dactyliophorus (ringed pipefish)
Lineage: Eukaryota; Metazoa; Chordata; Actinopteri; Syngnathiformes; Syngnathidae
Product: kinesin-like protein KIF20B
Exons: 31
Coding region: 131-4987 (1618 amino acids)
Biological process (GO): microtubule-based movement; mitotic spindle organization
Molecular function (GO): microtubule binding; microtubule motor activity; ATP binding
Source: RefSeq, a predicted model, not a curated record
GUUUCAAACUCAGAGCGCCGCUUGGCGGAGAGUUGUUAUGUUUUUGUGCGACUUCAGUUUUCACUCUUGUGACAUUUAAUUGUUCUUUUAUUGAUCGGUGCUCACUAAUGUGCCAGGUCGACCGACCAGCAUGAUGGAGUCUUGUCAGAAGCACGAAGCGGACGGGCUUGACCAGGUGCUCAUGGAGGACACUUUGAACACGUCAGAAGGCAUCCUGAACGACUCCCACAUGGGUCAGCCAAGCAUCUCGGAGGAGAGCGAGCAUCUUAAGGUUUACCUUCGUAUCCGACCCUUCACAACAACCGAGACCCAGAAUGGAGAGUCGCAGGACUGCGUGUCCAUGGAUCCCCCUGACACCGUCCUGUUGAGGCCUCCUAGUGCAAUGCUCUCAGGCCGUGUCAGCGCCGACAAACCACUUCCCCACACCGCUCAGCGCUUCCAGUUCUCUCAAGUGUACGGUGCAGACACCACGCAGAGGGAGUUAUUCCAAGGAACUGUCAAGGAUUUGGUCAAACAUGUUCUCCAAGGAGGGAAUUCUCUGGUUUUCACCUAUGGAGUCACCAACUCUGGAAAAACGUUCACAUUUUUGGGUCCGGAUGCAUACGCCGGCAUCUUGCCAAGGUCUCUGGAUGCCAUCUUCAGCAGCAUGGAGGAGAAGGUCUUCACCGGGGUGAACAUCAAACCUCAGCGCUGCCGAGAGUUCACCAAGCUGAGCAAGGAGCAGCAGGCAGAGGAAGCGGCCUUCAAGAGCAACCUCAUGCGCCACUUUAAAGAUAGCGAGAAGCUGAACAGCAGCCUGUGGCCUUCCAGCAGCAGCAUGCUCAUUGAAGACUCCUGUCCAGAAGACAGACUCAGCCUUCACGUGGAAGCUGACACCAAGUUCUCCGUGUGGGUGUCCUUCUGUGAGAUCUACAACGAGAGCAUCCACGACCUCCUUGAGGCCACGCCCAGCGGAGCGCCCAGAAGGACCGCCCUGCGUUUGUCUCAGGACGUGAAGGGCAACGCCUUCGUUAAAGACCUGCGCUGGGUCCAGGUGGACAGUGCAGAGGAAGCCUACAAAGUAAUGAAGCUGGGCAAGAAGAACCAGAGCUUUUCCUCCACCAGGCUCAACCAGCUGUCCAGCAGGAGCCACAGCAUUUUCUCCAUACGCGUUCUGAGGAUUAAGGAUGCCAGAUCGCCCCGCGUCCUCGGCGUUAGCGAGCUGUGUCUGUGCGACCUGGCCGGCUCCGAGCGAUGUGCCAAGACUCAGAACCAAGGAGAACGUCUGAAGGAAGCGGGUAACAUCAACACGUCGCUGCUGAUCCUGGGCAAGUGCAUCAAUGCGCUGCGACACAACCAGCAGGCAAAGCUGCUCCAGCACGUCCCCUUCAGGGAGAGCAAGCUGACCCACUACCUGCAGGCCUUCUUCUGUGGUCGAGGAAAAGCGUGCAUGAUCGUCAACAUCAACCAGUGCGCCUCCAUGUAUGACGAGACCCUCAGCGUCCUCAAGUUCUCCGCUGUGGCGCAGAAGGUUGUGCUUCUGCCCAGCAAGCCUCCUCCCAUCACGCCCCUGAGGACCAACUCUGAGAUGUCCUUCAUCGGCAAGGGCAGCAGGAAGACUGUCCAAAGUUCUCUGAUUGACUGGGAGAGCAGCCUGGAGGAUGUGCAGGAAGUUAUCCAGGAAGAUGAUGAAGAUGAGAUCUCAGUGGAGGACACCUUGUAUCAAAGUGAUGACGACUUUGGCGACGUUGAGAAUCAAAUGCAUAAAAUGACCUAUGAGCAGCAGGCGGCGCUGUUGAAGCAGCUCAAAAUGGCACUGAAGAAGGAGCAAGCAGAGGCCAUGCUCAUGGAAGCACGGGUCCGAGAGGAGGUCGGCGCCGAGUUCACCAAGAUCUUCUCCGAAAUGCAGAAGGACUUUGCCGAGCGACUGGCGAGAGAGAGAGAGCUCCUGGAGGAGCGGGCAGAGAAGCGCCUGGAGAUCUUCAAGAAGCUCAUUGAAAAGAUGUCUGCCUGUGGAGAAGGUCCCAAUGCACAGAGCGCGGAGAUGGUAGCUGCUCUUCACAAGGAGACUGCAAGCAAAAAUGAGGUCAUCACUGCACUGGAGAAGAAAAUCUUGGAGACCCUGCAGGAGGAGGGGAGGUCAAAGGAGGAGGCCAGCGCCGCUCUGGGCCAGCUGGUGCUCCAUGAAGAAAAGGAGGGAAAAGGCAAAGAGGAGGAAGAUCCCCGAGCCAGAGAAGAAACGCUCGCUGCUCUGGAGGAGGAGAGGAACAGCAAAGAGGUGGCUCGCUCCAGUCUGGAGGCAAUGAGGGAGGAGGUCAGUAGGCUGCUCGAAGAGCGUGACCAACACCGGCAGGAGGUCCAUGAGCUGACCGCUACACUGAGAGAAACACAACAACAGGUUGCCAUGGAGACACUGAGAGCAGAACAAGCCUCCACUCAGGAACAACUAAAAAACACAAAGGAGGCUCAGGAGAUCUCUUACCACACCACCAUCAAUGAGCAGCUCAGACAGGAAGUGUGUGAGCUCCAAAAAAGUCUUUCCCAUGAAAGGGAGAAAUGUGAGAGUCAGAUGUUGGAGCUCACAUGUGUAAACGAAGAUGUGGCCCACAAGAAGCUCUUGUUGGAGCAGCUGCAGGAGAAACUGAGCUUCCAGGAAGCAGCUGCACACAAUAAAGCUGAAGAGCUGAGAAGGAUGCUCCAGGAGCAAAGCGAAUCAACAACAAAGCAGGUUGCGGAGCUCACUGAGAGGCUGCGACUACGAGAAGAAACCUGCGAGAAGCAGCUGGAGGAACUGCGUGAACAAAAAGCAUCAUGUGACCAUCUCAGAGAGCAGCUAGGCGAGCAGCAGCACUCUGCAGAACAGCUGAAGACCAAGCUAGAAGAAGCCAGCUCCAGCAGAUGUGCGGCUGAAGAAGAAGCGAGCAGGCUCAACGCUGACCUUUCGUCCUUAAGAGGAAAGGUCACCAACAUGGAGGAGGAGGCAUCGCCUUCUGCCUCAGAUGUGGAGGUCCAGACGGAUGCAGAGGCGGCUUCUGAGCUGGAGAAGAAGCUGCGCGACAAGGAGGCGCACAUAACCGCUCUACAGAAGAAGCUGCAGGAGGCACAGGAGCAGCGGGAGGACGAUGACAGCCAUGCCCUACAGGAGGCGCGGCGCGUUGAGGUGGAGCGCCGUAGGGAGUUGUUGGCGGUGGCCCACGAAGCCAUUGCCCUCAAGGAUGCCGAGCUGGAGAAGAGAGCUCAGGAGAUCAGCAGACUGAAGGAAGCUUCCAAGCAGGAUUCGGACAAAGUCAGGAGUCUGAGCCUGGAUCUUGAGAGGAAAGAAGAGGACACCUGUGACCUCAAAGAGAAGCUGGCUGACUACAAGAAGCAGAUCCAGCAGGUCCACAACGAGAUCUCUAACAUGAAAGAUGAGGAGAAGCUCUUAAGACAGAAGCUGUCUGAUGUGGAGAAAGCGAAGAAGCAGCUUCAAUCAGACCUGACCAAUAGAGACAGAAUCAUCCAACAAAUUAAAAUGGAGAAGCCAGCGGAGACCAAGAGUGACGAGACACUGCAAACGUACCACAAAGCCCGUCAAGAGCUGGAGGCAAAGCAGCGUGUGAUAGAGGACAUGCGCUUAGCUCUCAUGGAGCAGGAGGAGACUCAGCAGCAGAUGGAGCAGGUCCUGGAGGAGAAAGUCAGCCUCAUCCAGGAGCUCACUAGCGACCUGGGAAAAAUGAAGGAGCUCGGAAACGGUGGAAAGGAUGCAACCCAUCGCGCCGACUGCUCAUCACAUGAUCUUGAACUAGCUAAACAGGAAGCUGCUCGGGCUGAGGAAAGCCUCAGGCUCUGGGAGGAGAAACAACUUGCAGAGCGCCACAAGUGGAAGGAAGAGAAGCUGGCCCUCAUUGGCCAAAUCAAAGAGGCGGAGGACAAGAGGAACCAAGAAAUGCGGAAGUUUGUAGAGGACAGAGAACGAUACCUGGGUCAGCAGGCCCACUUGGAGGCCCAGCUGGCUCACAAGGAGCAGACCAUGGACACCUGGCGGAAGGAGAGAGACACUCUCGUUGCUGCUCUGGAGGUCCAGCUUCAGAAGCUGCUGGCCAGCCAAGCAGACAAAGACAAACUGAUCCAGCAACUUCGCCAAAACCGCACAGAGACGCCAGUAGAGGGUGGCGACAGCCUGGCGGCUCCUCUGGUGGAAAGAGAAGGGCCCACCUCGCAGCUCAAAGAUCCACUGAAGGCUGCCGCGACUCACAAAGAUCAGCAGCAGUCCACCACUCAGGUGGCAGACGGGGAAAAAGUCCAGGGGGAUGCAAUCACCAACAGGAAGUCGCCAGCAGGGAGCGAGACCAGAACAUCAGUCAGCAGUGAGGCCUCCUCCGGCUGCCCCACUGUGCUGGACUCCUCCCACAUUUCCACGGAGAACGGCAAGGCCAGCCGCUUCCCUCAGCCGGAGCUGGAGAUUUCCUUUAGCCCUCUGCAGCCCAACCGCAUGGCGCUGCGACGCCAGGGCCAAGACGGUGCCGUCACUGUCAAAAUCACACGCUCUGCCCGCAAGAGGAAGAGCAGCGAGAUGGAGAAGCAGGAUGAAGUGGAGGCGGAGAAUCAAAGAAACACCAAAGUGACGCCAACACUGAACAUGCACCAAGAAGAGUCUCCCCGUCCAGCUGCUCAUCCCUCUCAGAGCAGCAUUCGCUCCCGCAAGGAAGGAACGCUGCAGAAGAUCGGCGACUUCCUGCAGAGUUCGCCCACGCUGCUCGGCACUAAAGCCAAGAAGAUGAUGAGUCUGGUGAGCGGCAGGAGCGACGUGGACUUCACCUCGUCCUCCUCAACCACCACUUCCCCUUCCUCCUCCUCUUCCUCCAUCAGCCUGAGAGUCAAGAAGAAGAACAAGAGAAAACUAUUCCGGCCAGAAAUCUCCUCCCCCAUGGACAUACCCGCACACUCGAUUGUCAGUAGUGUGACGGAGGAGAAGGAAGGCGACCAUGCGAUCAUUCGGAGGUGUCUUCGCUCCGCGAAGGCCAAAUAAUCAGCCUACCGGCGGCAGGUGCAUGUUUGUUGCGUCUCAUUCAAGUAUUUGAAAUAACUUGUGUUUUUGACCUUGGCUAGCCUAGCUUAGCACCACAUGUGUUAGGCAGGAGUUUAGUGAUGCUAAGCUAAUCAGUGAGUCAUACUCAUACUUUUAUCACGUAGCUAACCAGUGCUGACUUUAUUUCAAUGUUUCUUAAAUGUGCAAUUUUUACAGAGUUGUGUUGCAGUUUUAUGUCAAGAAGGAAAACUCGUUGUGCACUUUAAUCUUCCUGUUUGUCUUCCACCAUUCCAACGUUACUAGAUGAUUAAAAUGUUUGGAUGGCACUUGGUUUUAC